Chionomys nivalis (European snow vole) is the source of this 1316-nucleotide messenger RNA. RefSeq names its product leucine rich repeat containing 18 (gene Lrrc18). Bases 34 to 822 code for a protein of 262 amino acids. The transcript has 2 exons. The record is from RefSeq and is a predicted model, not a curated record. Gene Ontology annotation, molecular function: protein binding. Lineage: Eukaryota; Metazoa; Chordata; Mammalia; Rodentia; Cricetidae.
UAUCUUUCAAAUACACUCUCAUACUAAGAGACCAUGGCCAAGGGUGGGAAAGGCCCCAAGGGCAAGAAGAUCACUCUCAAUGUGGCCAAGAAUUGCAUCAAAAUCACCUUUGAUGGGAAAAAACGCCUUGAUCUGAGCAAGAUGGGAAUCACCACCUUUCCCAAGUGCAUCCUGCGCCUCAAUGAUGUGGACGAGCUCGACCUCAGCCGGAACCUCAUCAGGAAGAUCCCAGACUCCAUCUCCAAGUUCCAGAACCUGCGGUGGCUGGAUCUGCACAGCAACUACAUCGACAAGAUCCCUGAGUCCAUUGGUCAGAUGACCUCCCUGCUCUUCCUCAAUGUGAGCAACAACAGGCUGACCACAAACGGGCUGCCGGUGGAGCUGAACCAGCUUAAGAACAUCCGCACUGUGAAUCUGGGCCUCAACCACCUGGACAGUGUGCCCACCACGCUGGGGGCACUGAAGGAGCUCCAUGAGGUGGGGCUACAUGACAACCUGCUGAAUACCAUCCCUGCCAGCAUCGCCAAGCUCCCCAAACUGAAGAAGCUCAACAUAAAAGGGAACCCCUUUCCAAAGGCAGAUGAGACAGACGCAUUUGUGGACACCAUCAAAAGGCUGGAAAACCUCUAUCUGGUGGAAGAGAAGGAUCUGUGUACAGCGUGCCUGCAAAAAUGCCAACAGGCCAGGGACAAGUUGAACAAAAUCAAGAGCAUGGCCCCCAUGACACCAAGAAAGGCCAUCUUUUCCAAUUUGGUUUCCCCCAACUCAAUGGCCAAGGAUUCCCAGGAGGACUGGAGGAUGCGCUCACCAUCUACCUCCUAGAGUACCUUAUGGCAAAAACAUGAAGACCAAUCAGCCAACAGAAAUAAACGACUUUGAAGAGGAAAAGUCCCAAAUUAGAAGACAGAGUGGCAGAGGGAACAUUCUGGAAGACAGGCUCUCCGAUGCUACCCAAAUUAUUGAAUUGCUUUAUAAAUUUCACUUUGUUUCCCUUGGUUCUAGGCUCCCUCCUUGUGAAAUGCCUUUGGAAGAGGUUUUGUGUGGUUUUCUGCAUGUACGUAAAAAGAGCAUCUAAGAAAAUCAAAGAUUUUAUAAAUUAAUAGGUAAUUAAAGUCUUAAAAGCCUACAUUAAGACUGAAAGUUUCAGUCAAAAUGGUACAUUCUCAUUACCAGUAACUUGUAAAAAUUACAUGUACAUAAUUACAUGUAAUUAUCAGGAGAUAAAACAUAUAAAAUAUGCACAAAGAGAAAUGUACUCAAACAUACUAUAGAUAAGUUAAAGCCAAAUUUUAACUAUCCCCUUAGUUGUACACAAA